AGUAUAUUGAAGUUUGAGAUAAAUCAAAUACUCCCUGCGUUCCAAAUUAUAACCUACAUUUCGAACGUGUAAAUGUCACUUCUUUUAAAAUCAUUUUAUUUAUAAAUAAAUAGAGAAAUUAAAAGUGAAAAUUACAUCAUUCAAAAAUAGAUCAAAAGUUCUACAAAAUAAGAUGGUUUUUUUACUAUUAUUUGGAUCAUCAGAGAAAAAUUUGACAGAGAAGAUCUUGAGGAGCUGUGAAUGGUGUUGUGAUCAUGGGGAACACAUUCCGAACACUGGCCCCAAAUUCCGAGCAAACCCAAGAAACCCAAUCCGCCAUUGUUGACCCGGCGGAAGAAGAAUCUCAGAACGGGCCCUUCACCUGCGAAAUCUGCGUGGAGCCGAUGAUCUUGCCAAGAAAGUUCAAGAACCGGACCCUCUGCUCCCACCCCUUCUGCACCGACUGCAUCGCCAAGUACAUCGCCGUGAAGCUGGAGGACAACGCCGCCGCGAUUCAGUGCCCCGCCGUCGACUGCCACGAGUUUCUGGACCCGAUUUCGUGCCGGCCCAUGCUCGCACCCCAGGUGUUUGUGAAAUGGUGCGACGUGCUCUGCGACGCGGCGGUGCUGGAAUUGGACCGCUGUUACUGCCCCAACCGCGACUGCUCGGCUCUGAUCGUCAACGAGUGCGGCGGCGUCGUGAAACGCUCCAGCUGCCCUAACUGCAAGAGCGCGUUUUGCUUCGACUGCAAGCUUCCUUGGCACGCCGGCUUCCGGUGCGAGGAAAGCCGGGAAUUGAGGGAUGUGAACGACGUAGCUUUUGGCGUGCUGGCUGAGCAGAGAAGGUGGUCGCGUUGCCCUAGGUGCCGUCAUUUCGUGGAACGCAGUGAAGGCUGCAAGAUCAUUCAUUGCAGGUGCGCCAUAAAUUUUUGCUACAGAUGUGGAAGACAAGUUCAACAGCACUGGUGCGGGUGCGACACGGCUUCAUGCUGCUGCAUAUGGACCUGGAAAAUCCUCAUGUUCUUUAUGGCACUCAUGUUUUUCUACUUCCUCUUCUGGGGCUUUGGGAUCAAACCCCGGUUUCUUCCCUGACUGACUAAUGGGAAAGAGAAGAUUCGUAUGAAAGGUUUUCGAAGACGGUUAACUAGGCCACAGUUCAUGGCUCUUCAUUAGCAUAUCACUAUAUUUAUAUAUAUCAUAAUAUUUCUUCUACCAUAUAACAUUUCAAUUAUGUACAUAGCUCUUGCCAUACUUGCACAAGCACCUAAUAUAUUUAACAUAUAUGU
This is a messenger RNA of Cuscuta campestris, 1264 nucleotides long. The record is from the annotation of a GenBank genome assembly. NCBI's taxonomy places the organism in Eukaryota, Viridiplantae, Streptophyta, Magnoliopsida, Solanales, Convolvulaceae.